This is a messenger RNA of Linum tenue, 618 nucleotides long. The record is from the annotation of a GenBank genome assembly. NCBI's taxonomy places the organism in Eukaryota, Viridiplantae, Streptophyta, Magnoliopsida, Malpighiales, Linaceae.
GCUGAUAAGAUUAAGCAAUGUAUUUGUGGUUUGGUGCUUGAUUACCAAACCAAGUCUGAGAGGAACAAUUCUGGUUCUUCAACUGCUUAUGAUAGUUCUUCUACUCCUGCAAAUGAUGAUCUUGAUUUUGAACUGUUUGUGAGUCGGAGGAAAAAAAGCAAAGCAACUCUGGUCCAUACUGAACUGGAUCACUAUCUUCUUGAGGAACUGAUUCCUAAAAGGUCUCCUGACUUUGAUAUACUGAUGUGGUGGAAACUGAAUGGCCUUAAGUACCCCACUUUGCAAGCAAUUGCAAGGGAUUUCUUGGCCAUACCAAUUACAUCAGUGGCUUCUGAAUCUGCUUUUAGCUCUGGUGGGAGGUUAAUAGACCCUCAUCGGAGUAGAUUGCACUAUGAUACAAUAGAGGCAAUGAUGUGUACCAGAAGUUGGAUUAUGGAGGAAAUGCAACAAGAAUCAUCGAAGGCUGCUGUAGAGGCAAUGGAAGGGGUGUUCUCUGCUCUAGCAAUUUCAGAUUCCAGUACUGAAGAUCAAGACGAAGCUGUUCAGGGGGGACUUGUGAUGAGGAAGCAUCUAAUAUCCCUAGACGACUGAUUUGUUCAAUGCAAUGAAAGGUUCAAG